AUGCGUCACAAAAAGCGGGUGUCACCUUCCAAGCCCCUGCAUGUGUCUGCUAUUCAUCCAAGAGGCUCUAUUACCAACUGGGAAAAGGUAAAAAAGGGCGGUAAUGUGUCAUCAUUGUGUGAAAAAACCCAGAUAGUUGCGAGCUCUAAGAAGGUUAAAAGCACUCGUAACAAAAGACGUCACAAGUUAAAGUCUCUAACGCCAACGAAUAAUGACAAAGUUUGUAUUCGCAGUCACGAGACGGCAAUGGAUAAAGAGCUUCAAUAUGUUUGCAGAGCGACUUUCCAGGACGCUACAGUGCAGCUUUAUGGGUCGUCCAGCACUGGACUUGACACUUUUCGAAGUGACCUUGAUAUUACCGUGGGCAAUCUUACGCUGUCUUCGUCUCAGUAUCUGCCAAAGGUGGUGGUGGUUGAUGAAGAGGAAGACGAAAAGGAGGAGGAGGUUGUUGUUAAAGAGCGACAGCAGAAGGAAGAAAUGGAUGCACAUAUGAACGUGUCCAGACCUGUACAGGAUAAAGAGGAGGAAGCAUCGUUCUCACUGAAUUUGGCGCUACCUGUUGGAACGGUUGCCUCAGUUGACAAUGCCCAUAUCACUCGUCGUGUGCAGUUUACACCAGCUUCGCACUGGAACCCGACGCUGCGUAGACGUAAACUCCGCGUUCUACGAGCGCUGCAACUUUUAUUGAAGUCCCAGAGACCCCAUUUCCAAGUAAAGUGUCUGCAUAAAGCCAGAACUCCCAUUCUUAUGGUGCUGGACACGAAGACCAAGUUGGCGAUUGAUAUCGGCGUCAAUCGUGAAAUGUUUGAGAUUAGUGAGCGUGGACGCUCGACGUCGCUUGCAAAAAGACUGCAAGACACGCUGGGCGCACCGUUUACAACCAUAGUCAUGUUUUUGAAGGAGUUUUUGUACCAGUAUGAGCUUGAUAAGCUUUUUACAGGCGGACUUGGUAGCUUUCGACUAUACAUGAUGGUGGCAUUUAUCUUUCAGCGAUAUGGCUCAAAUAAACCACGGCCACCUGUAUCGUCCCUCCUGCUGGCGUUCUUCGAGCUGUUUGGCAACAAGAAGCUGCCUAAAUUCCUGCACGAGGGCACACAGCUGCCGCUUCCUUUUGGAGAUGGUGGCCACAUGGAUUUUGGCGGUGUUUUCCGCAUUGAUGACUGUAGCGGGGAGGAGGAUCGCAAAAAGUGCCAGAUAAACAUUGAGCAACGCGUGUGA
Messenger RNA from Peronospora farinosa, 1218 nucleotides. NCBI's taxonomy places the organism in Eukaryota, Oomycota, Peronosporomycetes, Peronosporales, Peronosporaceae. The record is from the annotation of a GenBank genome assembly.